AAUUAACAGUCAAGAUCAAGCAGACAUAAUGCACCAUCGUCGUCAAUGAGGUACUAUAGAUCACUGAAAACCCUAAUCAAGAACCGAAACCCUAACAACACCACCAAAUCCAAUACCUUCCUCACAUCUGCCGCAGCAUCCUCUGUAAUAAACCCACCUAGUCUUUUCACCCCUCCAUAUCACCACCACCUCCGCCAUCGCCAUCCUUCUCCUCUCUCUCCUCGCCUUUUCUCUCCUCUCUCUAAAUGGAUCGCACCACUGCAGGGGCCACUCUUUCUCUCCUCUCCUCCUUGGAAGCUCUCUCAAUCCUCUACGCCUCUGUAUUUGCAAGGGAAUUCCGUCGUUUUACGGAAAGUUGAGGCCUUGAAGUUGAAUUUGCUUCACAAACCGAUCGAGACCGUUUCUGCGAGCUCGGGAGUGAUAAAUAAGGUUGCCGAGUCGAAGGAGGACGCUGUUGAGAAUGGAUUUGUGAAGAGCUUUUGGAAUGUGCCCAAUUUGAUCUCAUUGAGUCGACUGGCUUCUGGGCCUUUGCUUGCGUGGAUGAUCACAAAUGAAAUGUAUUCCGCUGCAUUUCUGGGGUUGGCCAUCUCUGGGGCAACUGACUGGCUAGAUGGAUACGUAGCGAGGAAGAUGCAGAUUGAUUCUGUAGUUGGUUCCUACCUUGAUCCUCUUGCAGACAAGGUUCUAAUUGGAUGUGUUGCUUUGGCAAUGGUAAAAAUGGAACUUCUGCAUCCUGGAGUUGUUGCUCUAGUUGUUUUGCGAGAUGCUGCCCUUGUAGGUGGCACAUUUUACCAAAGAGCUAGCAGUUUGGGCUGGGAGUGGAAGAGUUGGUUCGAUUUCAUUGACAUUGAUGGGACAUCUCCUCAUAAGAUUAAGCCUUUAUUCAUCAGCAAGGUUAAUACCGUUAUCCAGUUGAUUUUAGUUGCUGGAGCCCUACUUCAACCUGAGUUUGGAACUGGGGAGACUCAAUCUUACAUCACAUACUUGAGCUGGCUGGUGGCUUCUACAACACUUGGUUCUACAGUAGCAUAUGGUUCACUAUACCUGAGGCAGAGGUCUGCUUUGAUUGCUAGGAAAUCCUAGUUUAAGUUUAGGUGACAGAAGCCUUUGCUCAGCUGGUUAACACUACCCGGAUCAGCCUGUUGAUGAGGAUGGGUAAAAAUGGUGGUUCGACUGAUUCUUCUAACGGAUGCGGGAACGAGUGUAAGAGAUGAGAAUAUGUUGAUCAGGAGCUUCCUCAGUUUUCUCGUAUCUUUUGAAAAACCAUUGUGCCAAACGAGCAGUGAAAUAGGUAAAUGUUUCAAACUUUGUUGGGUUAAAUGUUGCAAUUCAAUCAUACAUGUAAAUAAAUAAAGUUUUCCUUUUCAACGUAGAAUCUAAUUUUGUCACAUGGAAGUCAUUCUUGGUGCUUGAGAACCGAGCUCGAAUUUGAGGGUUCUGUAUAAUUUUGUUGUUCUACC
Messenger RNA from Tripterygium wilfordii, 1460 nucleotides. RefSeq names its product cardiolipin synthase (CMP-forming), mitochondrial. Gene Ontology annotation, cellular component: mitochondrion; membrane. The transcript is spliced from 8 exons. The coding region runs from base 46 to 1083 and encodes 345 amino acids. NCBI's taxonomy places the organism in Eukaryota, Viridiplantae, Streptophyta, Magnoliopsida, Celastrales, Celastraceae. Gene Ontology annotation, molecular function: cardiolipin synthase activity. The record is from RefSeq and is a predicted model, not a curated record. Gene Ontology annotation, biological process: cardiolipin biosynthetic process.